Messenger RNA from Aspergillus puulaauensis, 303 nucleotides. RefSeq lists its product as uncharacterized. Bases 1 to 303 code for a protein of 100 amino acids. The record is from RefSeq and is a predicted model, not a curated record. The transcript has a single exon. Lineage: Eukaryota; Fungi; Ascomycota; Eurotiomycetes; Eurotiales; Aspergillaceae.
AUGCCUUCUGUCCAGAACCCUCUUCUGAGGACCUCAUAUUCGUUCCAGCUGCUAAAAGUUCGGCUUGAGCCUGUUCUUCCACACGUCUCCGAAAACUUACCCUUCACUUCCUGUAUUCGAUAUUAUGUUAUACCCCGCAUCGGCAUUGCGACCACUCAGCCUCAAGCUUUUGGACUCGUGGCUCCAUUUUCCAUCAACUACUUUGUUUUUCCCCACUGGCGUCCAACUGAUUUCCAUUCCUGUAAGCCUCAUAUUGUAUCACCGACCUUCAUUAGCGCACUCAUUUCGGGAACAGAAUUGUAG